Loxodonta africana (African savanna elephant) is the source of this 1841-nucleotide messenger RNA. Its product is annotated as chymotrypsin-like elastase family member 2A. The record is from RefSeq and is a predicted model, not a curated record. NCBI's taxonomy places the organism in Eukaryota, Metazoa, Chordata, Mammalia, Proboscidea, Elephantidae. Gene Ontology annotation, biological process: proteolysis. Gene Ontology annotation, molecular function: serine-type endopeptidase activity. The transcript has 7 exons. The coding region runs from base 1 to 900 and encodes 299 amino acids.
AUGAUCAAGGCACUACUGCUAUCUGCAUUGGUGGCUGGAGCUCUCAGCUAUGAGCUCCCCACUGACCAGGACCAAAUGCCCAGGGUGGUUGGAGGUGAAGAUGCAGUGCCCAACAGCUGGCCCUGGCAGGUCUCCCUGCAGUACAGCUCCAGUGGCCAGUGGCGUCACACCUGUGGAGGGUCCCUGGUGGCCAAAAACUGGGUCUUAACUGCUGCUCAUUGCAUCAGCUCCUCCAGGACCUACCGUGUAGCACUGGGCAAGCACAGCCUGUCCUCAGUGGAAUCCGGCUCCGUGAAUGUCUCGGUCUCCAAGUCGGUGGUGCACGAGAAAUGGAACUCCAGCCAGCUCUCCAAAGGGAACGAUAUCGCUUUGCUCAAACUGGCCAACUCCGUCUCCCUGAGUGACAAGAUCCAGCUGGCCCGCCUCCCAACUGCUGGCAGCAUUCUGCCAAACAACUAUGCCUGCUACGUCACGGGCUGGGGAAGGCUGCAGACCAAUGGUGCUGCUUCUGACAUCCUGCAGCAGGGCCGUUUGCUGGUUGUGGACUAUGCCACGUGCUCCAGCUCUAGCUGGUGGGGCAGCACCGUGAAGACCAAUAUGGUCUGUGCUGGUGGUGAUGGUGUGGUCUCCAGCUGCAACGGGGACUCUGGGGGACCGCUGAACUGCCCAGCAUCUAACAGCGAGUGGGAAGUACACGGUGUGGUCAGCUUCGGGUCCUCCCUCGGCUGCAACUACUACCACAAGCCCUCUGUCUUCACACGAGUCUCCAAUUACAUCGACUGGAUCAAUUCGGUAAGAACCAGCAAGCCCUGGGCUCCCUGGGCUCACCCUGCUCAUCUGCCCCCACGAGGGCAAAGCCUGUUGGGGUCUGAGAACCUUCUCCUUCCUUCUGAGAGCUAGGCAGGGGUCCCCUAGGAGGAGGCUGCAGACUUGGGCAACUCCCUCAUGGGCCCCAAAAUCUCUGUGUGGAUAAAGUUGAGUGAAAAGGAACAUAGAGGACAGCCUUGGCCAGAGGGGUUAAAGACAAAGGAUACUCCUCCAAACGUUAAGAGUGGGAUUGCUAGGAUUAGUAUUUUAUUUUCGCCUAUCUAUGUAAAAAUUUUUUUUUUUAUGUAUAGUUCUAGACCCUACUAUUCAGUGCUAUCAAUAGUCGUAUUUAUCUGCAAAGCCCCAAACCUGAUAGUUCAAGACCUCCACAGCCUUAAUUAGAAGAAAUCAGAGGCCCUGAAGGAGGUACUCAUUUGUUCAUAAUAAUAAUAACCAUAAAAAAUUAUUUAAAAAAAAAAAGACUGGCACCAAUAUUGGGAGCAGCCAUUGCUACCAGCAACAGUAGUUAGAACCGGCAACAACAGGAAGAAUGGUCACAAGAAGUGGUGCCUGGGUGAGGGGGGAGGAGGCAUUGCAACCUGGUGAUGGGUGGUGGGAGGGAAAAGGACGACACUCUGUGCUGAUCGGGGGACUUUUUUUUUUAUCAUGGUAAAUAUAUAUGUAACAGAACAUUUGACAGUUCAUUGAUCUUCCCAGGUACAGUUCAGUACCUUUAUUGUGUUCAUCAUAGUGUACAACCAUCACCCUUAUCCAUUCUCACAUCUCUCCAUCAUGCCUAACAGAAGUUCAGUGUCCUGGGGGGACUUGCUGAAACCAUUUCCCGGCAUUGCCACAGCCUCAGUUUGCUCGUCUGUGAAAUGGGACAGGGCCUCAGCAUUUCAGGAGGCAGAACAAACAGGCUUUGUGGCAGAGCCCCAAAGAAGGAAAAGUUGACAACUGGUUUCAUUAUUUUAAGUUUAAUUUGCAAAGAGCAGCUAAAUGGAAUUAAAUGGAUACUCCAUUAUAAAGUAAAA